Anguilla anguilla (European eel) is the source of this 4225-nucleotide messenger RNA. Its product is annotated as cAMP-dependent protein kinase type I-alpha regulatory subunit. Gene Ontology annotation, biological process: regulation of protein phosphorylation. Bases 156 to 1295 code for a protein of 379 amino acids. The transcript is spliced from 11 exons. The record is from RefSeq and is a predicted model, not a curated record. Lineage: Eukaryota; Metazoa; Chordata; Actinopteri; Anguilliformes; Anguillidae. Gene Ontology annotation, cellular component: cAMP-dependent protein kinase complex. Gene Ontology annotation, molecular function: cAMP-dependent protein kinase regulator activity.
CCUGAUCUGUUUCCGGUGUGGCAGCCAUUCAAGGACUGGGGAAAGAGAAGCGAAGAAUUUGAGGUAACGUCGGCCAGUGUUCGACAGGAGAUUAUUUUUUUAAGAUUGCAAAGCAGUGAAAGAAUUGAUCACUCCGAUCUGAUCAGAAGGUUACCAUGGCAUCCAGCAGCACCAGCAGCGAGGAGGAGAAGAGCCUGCGGGAGUGUGAGCUGUAUGUGCAGAAGCACAACGUGCAGCAGCUGCUCAAAGACUGCAUCGUGCAGCUGUGCACCUCGCGGCCCGACCGGCCCAUGGCCUUCCUCAGAGAGUACUUCGAGAGGCUGGAGAAGGAGGAGGCCAAGCAGAUUCUCAUCCAGCAGAAGUCCAACUCUCGCUCGGACUCGCGGGAGGACGAGGUCUCCCCUCCCAUGAACCCCGUGGUGAAGGGGCGGCGGCGGCGUGGGGCGAUCAGCGCGGAGGUGUACACGGAGGAGGACGCGGCCUCCUAUGUCAGAAAGGUUAUUCCCAAAGACUACAAAACAAUGGCUGCUCUGGCUAAAGCAAUUGAAAAGAAUGUGCUCUUUUCACAUCUGGAUGACAACGAGAGGAGUGAUAUCUUUGAUGCUAUGUUUCCGGUCACGUACAUUGCUGGAGAGACCGUCAUUCAACAAGGUGAUGAAGGUGAUAACUUCUAUGUUAUUGACCAGGGAGAAAUGGAUGUCUAUGUCAACAAUGAGUGGGUUACUAGUAUUGGGGAGGGGGGCAGCUUUGGAGAGCUGGCCCUGAUCUAUGGCACCCCAAGAGCAGCCACUGUGAGAGCCAAGUCCAACGUCAAGCUGUGGGGCAUCGACAGAGACAGCUACAGGAGAAUACUGAUGGGAAGCACUUUAAGAAAGAGGAAGAUGUAUGAAGAAUUCCUAAGCAAAGUAUCGAUUUUAGAAUCACUGGAUAAGUGGGAACGCUUGACUGUGGCUGACGCCUUGGAACCUGUUCAGUUUGAGGAUGGACAGAAAAUUGUUGUUCAGGGGGAGCCUGGCGACGAAUUCUUCAUCAUCCUUGAGGGCUGUGCCGCCGUGCUGCAGCGCCGGUCCGAGAAUGAGGAGUUUGUGGAAGUUGGUCGGCUGGGCCCCUCUGACUACUUUGGUGAAAUAGCUCUGUUAAUGAACCGCCCUCGAGCGGCCACUGUGGUGGCUCGUGGACCUUUGAAGUGUGUUAAGCUGGACCGACCUCGUUUCGAACGCGUUCUGGGUCCCUGUUCGGAUAUUCUGAAACGGAACAUCCAGCAGUACAACAGCUUUGUGUCACUGUCUGUGUGAGAGUUUCCCAGCCCUUCCCGUAAUGCAGGGUCCACCAAUGCAACGUGCGUUGUCACCAUUUUCUUGUUUUGAUUGGCUUUUAUUUUCAGGUUUUUCCAAUAUCCAGCUGCCCACCAGCAUCGCUGCUUUGUCUGUCUGUGAAUUUUGCAUUUCUUUGCCAUGAAUAUGCUUCCACAUGGCAGAAUGUCUGGCAUUCUAUUGAGCUGGAACAGCUAUGGUUCCCUCCUUCACCCCUCAUGCGUGUGCAGGUGAGGCUAGUAUCCAAUGUUUGAAUUGCUUUGAAAGGGUGAUGCUACUGUAAGAAGCUGUUCUAGAACAGGUAGGAAUAGGAGAAAAGUUUUUAAAUUUGUUCAGUGUUUUGAGGCUUUAAAGACCUUUUUAAGACAUUUGAAUUUGUAUUGUUGUUCAGUAUUUUGAGAUUUGGCAUCUGUAGCUUAAAGAAAGUGAGACGCUGCCAUUUUGUUUGCUAAUAGUUUAUUUCAAGGGUACUAGAAGUUAAGUGCACCAUUGCAACCAUGGUGAUCUUUUUCUUUUUUUUUUUUAAAUGGUUGCACAUAUAUUAGCGGUUUAAAUAACAAAGCAUUCUAUUUUUUGCACAGUUCCAGUGGUAUACAAAUAUGAUCAACGAUGUUUAUAUGCGCCUGCUACUUUUCAGCGCUGCAGUGUGUCCCAGUGAUUUCAGGAAGGUGGAUGUUAUCAUCCCUACAGAAUGCUCUUUAAAACAUCCCUUUCCCUUGAUCAUUCUGUAGUUUCCUGUUUUUUGGUAUUCCUUUAUGACUUCUCACUAAGUUUAUUUCCUGUUACCAACUUCCCUAGCAAGGAAGUGUGUCCGAGAAUCAUGUAGACAGCUGUGUUCUGCUUUCUGACAGAGUUCAGUAUAGAAUUCCCAAAUACAGUUACACAGCUAGUGCCAAAUAUUUCAUGAUGGCGUCUAGCAACAGCGUAUAGCCUGAAUAUAUUUGCUAUGGAUAGUAUACAACAUUUGCACUCCUAAUCUAUGUUUGUAAUGUUCCUAUAUAAGUGAAUUGACUUAGAGGUGGUUUAGUCCACAAAGUAAAUGAGGAAAUUACUUGUGCUUCUUCUAAAUUCGUAGAUGGAGGUAAAGCAAAAGCACAGGUUCUGCAGAUAAAAUCUUCACUUCUAUAACUGAACUGUCAAACACCCCUUUGACCCAACCUCAGUUGCAGAAAAACUGCCCAUUGUUCACAAUAUGAAUGAUCAUGCUAGCUUAGGGACAGCAAAGAGGUUUUCCAGUUCAUUCUGUUACCUGAAAGAGAAAUGUAUUGAGUCUUAAGUGUAUUUCAGUAUUUACCAAUUUUGUUACAUUUCAGUAUGCAACAAAUGACAAUAAGCAUUUUUACAGCAAAUUCCACCAUUCUUUAAUGUAUUGUAAUCAUGAAUUCCUUAUACUUAUUAUUGUUAUUAUGACUAUAUUUUAAUGUAUAGAGUGAACAAGUAGAACUGUAGUGACAGACAGGAGUGACAAGGCUCCAAGCAGGUAGUGUACAGUUAAAUCUUUUGUAAAUGCUUAUUUUUCCAUAAAUUACAGGUGCCCAGUGCCAUGACUUAUAUAAACUAUGUUAUAUUAUCCACAGAUUAAGAGUGUGUAGAUUUGUUGUGUAUAACUGUCAUGAAGUAAUAUUUUGUUUGUGUGUAAAAUAGGCACACACGCACACACAUACACACAUACAUGACUGACUGAUUUUAUGUAACAUAAGUUAUACUGAAGUAUUCAGAUUAUUUUGUAAAAAAAAAAAAUUUAAAAACCAUCACAAAUGCUUAGAAGUCAGGCAGAUGUUUAUUUAUAUAUCACAAAAAUCACUUCCCACUAAUAAAGGGUGUGUGCUGAGUCACAGAAAGUGGACGUUGUUACAUAUAUCUCAAAUGUUGCUUCUGUGAGAACCGAGAUGAAGUGUUAAAAUUUGGGAAUUCUGCUGGGUUUAAAGUUCACUGCCAUCAUUCUGUAAUUUAUGUGAAAGAAAAGUUACUUCACCUGUACAAAGGGUCAAAUUACUGGGGACAGCAAACUGCUAGUAUUUUUAUGAAUCAAAGACUUGAAAUUGCAGAUAAGAUUUCUUCACAAAUAUUAAUUGUAACCUUUUGGAAGGGACGUAAGCAGGCCUUGUAAUUUUGCAAGUUAGUUUUGAAUGAUAAGUUCAUUCAAGGUUAUGUUCAUACUUGAUUUAAUUCAGUGGAAGGAUAAAUGGCUUUGUGUAGAAAUAUUUUGUUUUCUGAGAGCGACUUAUUAACUGAGUAGGUUAAUUUAAUCUAAGUAGGUCAGCACCAUAGAUGGAUACUAUAUACACAUACAUACAGUACUGAAAACAUCGGCAGUGUGUUUGCAGAAUUAACAUUUCAUUUGCUAAAAAGGCAGAAAUAGUAGUUGGUUGUAGUAACGUUUUUGAACACACAGUUGGAACACUGGUUUUCCCUGAAAAAUUCAGAUUCUUUGCUGAACUGAAUAUUGAGCAUAUGAAGGAAAUGUAUUUGUUUUGCUUCUCGUUUUUUAAUUUACACCCUGUUCUUUUGGCACUUUGCGGCUUCACUCCCCCUUUUUAUUGCUUUUAAAGCUACAUUUUCUCGAUGAAGCAGCCAGUAAGUUUGAAUUGAAUAUUAAUUACAUUUACAGCUUUAUAAGUCUGUGCAAUCUGAGUAUGUAUGUGUGUAUGUAUGAAAAUGUAUGUACAAGGAAAAAAGUCAACAUAGUUUGCCUUAGCUUAUGUAACCAGGAUAUAGAAACUCCUGCUUGCCCGACCUUCAGCAAGUUUGUGAAGCCUGCAGUCAUUAGCUGCUGGCUGUCAGAGGACCAUUUUUCUAAUGUUAUCCAAUGACUGUAUAAGAUUUGAUUUACUCUAUGUGCUAAAACUAUUAUCCUUUUGCUAUAGAUUGUCCUAAUGGCAGGUCAAGCAAUAAAAGAUUGAAUUCUUAAA